Messenger RNA from Hemicordylus capensis (graceful crag lizard), 4034 nucleotides. It is a transcript of the gene EFCAB8, whose product is annotated as EF-hand calcium binding domain 8. The coding region runs from base 25 to 3798 and encodes 1257 amino acids. The record is from RefSeq and is a predicted model, not a curated record. NCBI's taxonomy places the organism in Eukaryota, Metazoa, Chordata, Lepidosauria, Squamata, Cordylidae. The transcript is spliced from 27 exons. Gene Ontology annotation, molecular function: protein binding; calcium ion binding.
CUGAGUCCCCCUCUCUGGCUGAAAAUGGAGCCAGAGGUGCAAGCAGAGCGCAGGUCUGCCUCCGGGAGGUCCUCCAGCUCCAUGGGGAGCACUCCGCGGAAGCUGAGUAUCCACCCCUCCGUCACCUGGGGGGGCAAGGACUCUGAAGGAGACCUCGUGAGUAGGCAGGAACAGCCCCCUGCUCCACAGUGGAAACCCCAGAUUCAUGCCAAGCUUCCUGGGCUUCUAAGCAAGGCCGGCCGCCUGUGCUCCUCACACAAGUACCUGAUGAAGAUGGCCGACUCCUACGACGAGGCUCGCUCCAAGCAGGUGGAGGAUCUGAUCAAUUAUGACCACUUGCGGAAACUGGAGCAUAUGUUCCGUGAAGCGGACAUUGAUGGAGGAGGAGGAUUGGAUAUGGAGGAAUUCCGGAAGGCAAUGAAGAAGAUCAUGGGGGAUAUUUCUGAUGAAGACGUUGAUGUCAUUUUCAUGAAGGUCGACACCAACUGUGAUGGCUCUGUCGACUGGGAAGAAUAUCUGAAUUACAUGCUACGUGAAUACCGAGGGAAGGACGACAUGCUGAAGAGUCAGCUGCUUCCUGAGUUCCAGGCGACUAUGAAGCCUGUCCCAGUGGCUCACUCUGAGGAAAUUGUCAAGAUCCAGUUUUUCCCAAACCAGAGCAGGACAAAUACGGAGAGACCUAGGAAAAGUGCCAGCCGGUCCCCGCCUGGGCGGUUCCUCAGUGUGAGCAGGGAUGGGAUCCUGCACUACUGGAGCGACUCCUUCAAAAUGCUUCGGACAGUUUAUCUCGACCAGACCAAGCGGCGCCACAGUCUGAAGCUCUGGGCGAUGGACAUGCUGUGCCUGCCCAACAUCAACUUGUUGGCCGUUGCCUCGACCGACCAGGAUAUCGAGUUCUUUGAUAUCGGUGGUAACAAAUGUGACCGGCUCUUUACCCUCGUGGACCUCGAUGGGUGUGUCACAGCCAUGGAUUACUGGACAGAUGGAUUGAAAGGGGUGUUCUGUGUUGGGGACGUGAAGGGGAACGUGCUGAUCUUCACCUCGACGGAUGUUAUGACGAACGGACUUUUCAACGUCCGCAGCUACAUAGGUGGCUUAGCCAGAGUGCCUGUGCAAAUCCUGAUGAAAGGAAAGACCCCGCUAUACAGGAAUUUCACCGUGUCUGCUUUGCACGGGGACUGGUGUCAGCAGAUCAUGUAUAUCCCCCAGCUCAAUGUCGUUGCCUCCUGCACACCGGCUGAAAAAAGCGCCAUGGCACUGACGUCUCUUCCGCUGCAUAACAUUGGUAAAACCCAAUCAGCCGUGAUUGUUCUGAGGAAAGGCAUCCUCUGCUUUGACUACUCCCCCGACAUGAACAUUCUUGUGACGGGGGGAUUCGAGCCGCUGAUUCAGGUCUGGAACCCCUAUGUCACCAGUAGCCCCAUCACCCAGAUGAAAGGCCACGCCACUGCGGUCACCCACAUCAUGAUCAAUGGGAAGAGGAGCACCAUCGUCAGCAUCUCCAAGGACAAAAAUAUCCGCAUCUGGGACCUGCUGGAUCACUUCUGCCUGCAGUCGAUCCAUGGCAGGAACGUCCCCUUGGGGAACUGGCCCAUUUCAGCCGUCUGCUACUACCAGCCUAGCAAUAUCUUGGUUUGUGCCACAUACACGAUUGGUAUCUUCUUUGGUACAGAGUCCUCCGACGCAGAGAUCAAGUCGCAUGAGCAGCCACUAUGCUGCACGCUGUAUAACAAGAACUUUAAGCAGGCAGUGAGCGGCUGCUACAAUGGGCUCAUCUGCGUGUGGGAUAUCCUGACUGGGCAGAAGAUAAUGGAGUUUUCCACCUCCCCUGGGCAACCCAUGGAAAUCACAGCCAUGAUCUUUGACCCGCCACAGAGGCGGCUGAUCACCAGUCUGAAAAAUGGGAUCAUCAAGCUAUGGAACUUCAACAACGGUGCCUGUCUGGUUGAGCUGCCGUUCUUGGAAAAGAGUGAGAUCAGCUGUAUUUCGUAUAUGAAUAACAAGAUUUUUGUGUCUGGGUGGAGUAAGAGAGUGACGUGGUAUCUAGACCCCAAAGUAAGGGACAAGGUGAUCGAGUGUAAGCACUGGAAGUCGUACCACUCCGAUGACAUCUUGUGUAUGGAUACUCACAGCAAUAAGCUUUUGGUGACUGCCUCCUGCAACGGAGACAUCGUGCUCUGGAACGUCCAUUCUGGGCAGGCCUUCUGCCGCUUUAAUUCAUCAGAGAGUCCUCUUGUGCUCCUUCCUCAAAGAGAGUUCUCCGUGGGCACAGAGGGUCCCAGCCUGAGAGAGAGUCCAAAGAAGGCCGGCAGUUCUCCGGGCAGAGCUAGGAAAAGGCGCUGGGCCUACUCGGUGCCCCGCUCCAGACCCACCUGUUACACCAGACCUGCCAGUGCCAACAACCCGCCCGUGUCUUCCACUCAGAACAAGGAUCCAGCUUCUGCUCAGCCUGGAGGCCACAUUGCACAGCCCCAGUCAGCCUGGUGCCUUGCUGGAGGCAAGAAGGGUGCUCACCCCGUCACUCCGGAAACCCCCUUUCUGAAAAAGGAUGCACUAACCUGGCAGGAAGAAGUCAGUGCUUCCCAGGUGGCCGUGGAGCAGGUUAUGUUCCUGAACACUCGUGAGCGAGAACCCAACACGGCCAUUUUGCUGAGCAGCUCCUCAGAUGGCUUCAUCUAUGCCUGGGCAGUCGGCAACAAAGGUGGGAUGAUGGGCAAGUUCCGAGGAGCCCAUGGCAUCUCCCGGGAAAUUGUAGUCAGCACCAUGUCCACGGACGAGAAUGACUUGGUCCUCUUUACUGGAGAUUCCCUGGGCUACAUUAAGAUCUGGGACAUCAUGAAUUACUGCAGACCGGUCGAGGCAAAAGACUCUGUGACAGAAAUGACCAUCGACCCUUCUCCUGCAUCGCAGAACUAUUUUUGUGACUUAAUCCCUGCUUACUGCAGAUUUCCUGCAAGAUUCGAGACAUGUGGAGUAACUGAGAAUGUCCUGCAGGACUGGGUCACCAGCUUGGUCCCCCCACCCUGCCUGAACUCUUGGAAGGGGCACUUGAAGAAAGUGGUCAGCAUCAAAUACGUGGAAAAGUUCCGAGUGAUUCUCACUUCCAGCCACGAUUGCACCAUCAAGCUCUGGAUGAUUUCAGGGCAGUACAUAGGGACGUUUGGGCAGAUGCUCUGGAAGCUGGACGUGCAGCCGAUGGUCGCGAUGGAAGUGUCGGAGGAGAUCCGCCGCGUGGCCUCCCUACACACCCUCCAGGUCCUGAAUGGAGGCCGACAGCCCCACUGGGAGAGCACCCGCAGCAUCGUCCAAACGCUGAGCCAGCAGAGGAGGCAGCAGUCCAUGCUGAUGGACUUCCUGCACGUGAAGUCGGGCCUCAGCGCUGAUGCAGCCAGCAGGAUGCAGGACAUGAUCCAUAAAGAGACACGGAUGGCCACUUACACAGAGGACCAAGUUGAGACUUCCUUCCGCAAGUGGGAGGAGUUUGGGAAGCAGAAGAGUGACAUCCUGGGCUUUGCCUACAAGCAGAAGAUGCGGCGCCCGCUGUUGAAGCAGCUCCCUGAGGUGAAGGCCUGUGUGGCCAAUAAGGAGCUGGCCCGGAUCUACCACUGUAUCCAGUACACCGAGCUCCAAGGGCUGCCUACUACUGAGGUCCCCGAAACCGUGAUAGAGCAGCAACAACGAUACCAGGCCCUGGAAGCACAGCGGUUUGUCAAGAGGGGCAAGUGGUCUGCAGUCACUGGCUUCCUCAUGAAGCCCACCCUCAAGACCCUCUUGACGCGCAAGCGCACCAAGGAAUGACUUUGCCAAGGGGGAGCCCCUUGCCACGCCUGCAGCAGCCAAGACCCAUGACCUGCGAGAGGGGCAGAGGACUUCUAAUCAGAAGGGGGACGCUCAAAAACCAUUCAAGUCCCAGUCUUCAUUUUCUAGAUUGUGGAAAGAAAUCUUCAGGCUGUGGGUUCAUUUUCCAGACCUCGGCACUGGUAUUUGAAAAAGAGAAGUGUCUAAUGCUUGAAAAUAAAUAUAGUUGUCAAGAA